Castor canadensis (American beaver) is the source of this 2001-nucleotide messenger RNA. It is a transcript of the gene Gk5, whose product is annotated as glycerol kinase 5. The record is from RefSeq and is a predicted model, not a curated record. NCBI's taxonomy places the organism in Eukaryota, Metazoa, Chordata, Mammalia, Rodentia, Castoridae. Gene Ontology annotation, molecular function: kinase activity; phosphotransferase activity, alcohol group as acceptor. Gene Ontology annotation, biological process: phosphorylation; glycerol-3-phosphate biosynthetic process; triglyceride metabolic process. Gene Ontology annotation, cellular component: mitochondrion.
AUGACGGGGCUGCCCAGUGGCCUGGAGAAGCAGCGCCCGGAGCGAUUCGUGCUGGGGCUGGACGUGGGCAGUUCUGUGAUCCGCUGCCACGUCUAUGACCGGACGAUGCGGGUCCGCGGCUCCAGCGAGCAGAAGGUGGAAAGUCUGUAUCCUCAGCCUGGCUGGGUUGAAAUUGACCCUGAUGCCCUCUGGACUCAGUUUGUUGCUGUGGUAAAAGGCGCUGUCAAAGCUGCAGGAGCACAGAUGAGUCAAAUUGUUGGCCUUGGCAUAUCAACGCAGAGAGCAACUUUUAUUACGUGGAACAAGAGAACGGGAAAUCAUUUUCACAACUUCAUUAGCUGGCAAGAUCUAAGAGCCACUGAACUUGUGAAAUCUUUGAAUAAUUCCUUUCUAAUGAAGCUUUUACACAGCUCCUGCAGAGCGCUUCACUUUUUCAGUAGAAGUCAACGGAUGUUAGCAGCCAGUCGCUUCGCUUUCACCACCCAGCAAGCUUCUCUGAGACUGUUCUGGAUUUUACAGAACGUGGCCGAAGUGCAGAAGGCAGUUGAAGAAGACAAUUGUCGCUUUGGGACAGUUGACACCUGGUUGCUGCAUAAACUCACAAAAGGUUCUGCAUACGCCACAGACUUUUCCAACGCCAGUACAACCGGAUUUUUUGACCCCUAUAAGCUGUGCUGGAGUGGCCUCAUCACCUUCCUGGCUUCCAUUCCUCUCUCCAUCCUGCCGCCCGUGAAGGACACCAGCCACCAUUUUGGGUCAGUGGAUGAAGAGGUAUUUGGUGCGCCUAUACCGAUAGUUGCCUUGGUCGGUGACCAGCAGUCGGCCAUGUUUGGAGAGUGCUGCUUCCAGAGGGGAGACGUGAAACUCACCAUGGGGACGGGGACCUUUCUGGAUAUCAACACUGGGAAUGACCCUCAACACACCGUGGGAGGCUUUUAUCCAUUAAUUGGGUGGAAGAUUGGGCCGGAAGUUGUGUGCCUGGCUGAAGGCAAUGCAGGAGACACUGGCACUGCCAUACAGUGGGCCCAGCAGCUGGAUCUUUUCACAGAUGCUGCAGAGACGGAAAAAAUGGCCAAAAGUCUGGAAGAUUCUGAAGGAGUUUAUUUUGUUCCAUCUUUUAAUGGAUUACAGGCUCCCUUGAAUGACCCCUGUGCCUGUGCCUCUUUCAUGGGUUUGAAGCCUUCCACCAGCAAAUACCAUCUCGUCCGAGCCAUCCUGGAGUCCAUGGCCUUCAGAAACAAGCAGUUGUACGAGCUCAUGCAGAAAGAGAUCCGUAUUCCUGUCACAAGCAUCCGGGCAGAUGGAGGAGUCUGUAAGAAUGGCUUCGUCAUGCAAAUGACAUCAGACUUGAUCGAUCAGAAGAUAGACAGGCCCGCCCACUUUGACAUGUCCUGCCUAGGAGCAGCUUCUCUGGCUGGCCUUGCUCUUGGGUUUUGGAGUGACAAGGAAGAGCUACAGAAGCUGAGGCAAAGCGAGGUGGUUUUCAAGCCACAGAGGCACUGGCAAGAGUACGAACUGAGUAUGGAGAACUGGGUGAAAGCGGUGAAGCGCUCCAUGCACUGGUAUAACAAGGCCUAGCUCCGCUCCAUGCCACACCAUGCCACACCAUGCCACGCCACACCACACCAUGCCCGCACCCUCCAUGGCUGCCCAGGAGCCUGCAGGCCUCCCCGAGGCCAGCCCAGCUGACAGGCAAUCCGGGGAGUGUUACCAUCCCAGAGAAACAGUGGCUGCUCUUUCAAAAAACUAACAACAAGAAACUUACUUUUAAAUCCAAAUCUUGGUAAAAUUUUAAGGCAGAAUAACUCACAACUUUGUCUUCUGUUUUCUAGCAAAUUCUAAGGACCCUAGCCAUUUACAGCUGUAUUUUCACAGUGGCGGUUCUCUUUUUAUCCGGGGUCAGUGACUCAGAGAACAUAAUUGUUCAUCCUCUAAAAACUUAUUUCUGGGUGAAGCACGAAUCACGUUUUGUUUCAAAAGUAUGUGUUGCUUUAAUUCUUU